Messenger RNA from Tribolium castaneum (red flour beetle), 5619 nucleotides. It is a transcript of the gene Sol1, whose product is annotated as Sol1. The record is from RefSeq and is a predicted model, not a curated record. Bases 3196 to 5169 code for a protein of 657 amino acids. Gene Ontology annotation, cellular component: plasma membrane. NCBI's taxonomy places the organism in Eukaryota, Metazoa, Arthropoda, Insecta, Coleoptera, Tenebrionidae. The transcript has 12 exons.
AAGAAAAUACACUUUAACAAAAGCAGAUAAUAAUAAUUAUAUAAGAAAACUUAGUUAAGAUGACAUUUUACAAAAAUAAUUACUGAAUUCAUCAACAGAGUAAAAUACCUCUUGUAGCAGGAAAGAUUUAACACAGUUUUUAAAAGCCUUGAACUCGAGGUUUUUAUAGGUGUCAGGUAACAUGUUAAAUAAUUUAAUACAGUAAUAACUUGUGCUGUUUCUAGUACGUGAUAAUCGCAGAAAAUUUGGUCUGAGUAAAUGCCGGAAUCUGGUGGAGUAUGUAUGAUCAAACGAAUCAUAUUUGUUUAAGUUUUGAUGAGUAUAUAGAAGACAUUGCAAAAUAUAAGUGCAGGGAACCGUUAAAAUUUUGAAGUUUCUGAAAUAUUGACGACAGUCACUCUGAUAGUGACAGCCAGCAAUAAUUCUGAUACAUUUUCUUUGUAUUUUGAAUAAUUUAGCUGUAUGUGGCGAAUGACCCCAAGCAAGGAUGGCAUAUGAAAGAACACUGUGAAAUAUGGCAUGAUAAACUGAUAAUAAAGUUUUAGUCGAUAAGGUAGAUACCAACUGCCUAAACAAGAACAAUUUUUUAGAAAGUUUAGUAACUAAGUAGUCGCAAUGAGUUUCCCAAGUCAAUCCACAAUCCAGAAAAACACCUAACAGCUUAAUAUAAGAAGGGGUAAUAAAUGAUUUGUUUAAGGAAAAAAUAAUUUCUUGAGUUUUGGCACAAUUAACGGUAAGUUUGUUACCAAUAAACCAGUCUUUAAUUUUGGUUUCAACACAAGUUUUUAUGUGAUCCAGAGCCUCUUUUAAAUCAAAAGCGCCAUAGAUAGUGGUGUCGUCAGCAAACAGUAAGAAAUUAGUAUCUUUAAUAGAAAGUGGCAGGUCAUUUAUAAAGAUGAGAAAUAGAGUCGGUCCUAGGACCGAUCCUUGCGGUACACCAAAUUUAAUUUCCAUUUUAUUGGAAUUAAUAUUGUGAGCAGAAACGAACUGACAUCUAUUUAUUAAGUAUGAAUUCAUCAAACUAAUACUUCUGACACAGAAUCCAUAUGAUUUUAAUUUUUGUAACAAUAUACCAUGCUCAACACAAUCAAAUGCUUUUGUUAAGUCCAAACAGCAAACAUAGGUAUUUUCCUUAUUUUCAAAACUAGACAAAAUUUUUUCACUAAGGUAGUUAAUAGCUAGGGAUGUUGAGUGAUUGCAUCUAAAACCAAAUUGGAACUGCGAGUAGAGACUAUUAUUCUCAAAAUACGAGUUGAUUUGCUUUUUUAAAAUAAACUCAAAAACCUUUGCUAAGAUAGGCACUAGAGAAAUAGGUCUAUAAUUACUGAUGUCAUUCGGAUCUCCUUUCUUAAAAACCGGUACAACUUUGGAAGUUUUUAGAACUGCUGGAAAUAUACUUUCUCUAAUACACCUAUUAAUGAUUUUAGUCAAAGGAAUAACUAUAAGAUUUACUAACGAUUUUAGAAUUUUUGAACUAAUAUUGUAGGCAUCACAACUAUUAGAUUUCUUCAAAUGAUUAAUGGCAUCCCUAACUUCAUUAUAAGUAACUUCAUAGAAAGAAAAUCGAGAGUUAGUUUCAAACGAUGUUAAAAUAUUUGAUGUUUUGGGUAACGCGUUAAUUGUAUUGGCAGCAAUGUUAGUGAAAUAGUUAUUGAUAGUGUCAGGCGACAGAUUCGUAGGCAAUUUAACAGAAUUUUUUCUCUUUGUGUUGACAAUAUCCCACAAUGCUUUUUGUUUGUUAGGGACGUUGUUGAUCAUGUUAUCAUGAAAUUUAACUAUAGCUUUUGCAAUUUCACUGCGAUAGAAUUUUCUGAAAUCAGUGUAAACCUCUUUAUCAAUAAUCUGUUUGUUUUGAAGUUGAAAAAGCAGAGUUUGCAUGUUACGUAAAGAUCGCAAAUUGUCAUUAAACCAAUUUUUUGAUGCUCGAGUGGAUAAAAUUUUUUCAGGAAAACAAAUAGAUACAUAAUGUACUAGAAUACUGUUAAAUUGAGUAAAUAAGUCUUCAACAUCAUUGUUAGUAUUGUUGAUAAAAUCCCAGUUGAUAUUUUCAAUAAAGUUAUAUAGGUGGAAUAAUCCUAAAGCAGUUAUAGGUCUAUAUUUGGUAUUAGAACUUUCAUUUGCCACUAGAGACAAAGUAGGAACAAAGACACUCAUACAUACACCACAAUGAUCAGAUAAUCCUGGAUCAUGAGUUGUUACUUGAUAAUCAUUGAUUUGAAAGUUAGUGAAAAUGUUAUCUAGGCAGGAAUUUCCUCGAGUUGGAGUAAAAACAGUUGAGUAUAAACCAUAUGAAAGAAAAGUAUUAACCAAAGCAACAGCAAGCUUAUCCGAAGUGCCAAAUUUCACAUUGAAAUCGCCUGUUACAAUAAUUUUAUUAUUGGUUUUGGUUAAAGACGAAAGCAUUAAAUUUAAUUUUUUCAGAAAAACAUCAAAAUUCCCCGAAGGUGAACGAUACAAUGUAACUACAUUUAAGUUGUCAUUUAAUAAACAUCCAGAAACUUCAAAAUCAAACUCAAUACUAUCAAAACUCAAAGAUUUGCAAUGAGUCAUGGAAUUAUGAACAAAAAUACUUACUCCACCAUGAUAGCGCAAAGUUCUGCAAAAGCUAGAAACUGUACAAUAAUUUCCUAAUUUAAGAACCUCGAUUUCAUUAGCCGUCAUCCAAUGCUCAUUGAUACAUAGUACUUCAAAAGGGCCAUCGGACAGCAAAAAGGCUUCUAGAUCUAAAAUUUUGUUUUUUAAGCUUUGAAUAUUAAGGUGAUAUAAAUUUAACACAGUUACGCCACUACACUCUGGUUUGGUGGAUUGUUGUUUUGGGGGCGCCUGAAGAAAAAACGAUUUAUAGUAACUCCACAGGGCCAGAUGGAAGAAUUCAUGACUUGCUCAAGUUCUCCUAGUGGCACAGAUAGCUUGAAUGACGAGUAUAGGGUUGGAUUUUUCGAUUGUAGUCUUUCGCAGUUUGCUUUGGACACAUGGGGCUUGAUAUAGUCCAGGAUAUUCUCGACCUUGGUGUCCGGAUCUAAUCUAGACAAGUGAAGAUGAGCUGAUUUAGGAACGCUUUUUAAAACAGUACUGGCUGAUGAGCCAAUCAUUGGUUUUUUUCUAGAAGCUCCCGAGAUCGGUUUAGUUGCUUGUAAGCUCUGUGGGGCCACUUUGGUAGACGCGGAUGCCUUCUUUUUUUUUUUUUGGACCAGAAUGAAGCCGUCCUCUUUAUCACUCUGCGGCGUUUUUGUGUUGGUAUUAGCGGUAGAGACUCCGGAAGUUGAAGGAACUGUUACUUGUAAUGUGGGAGGAAAUGUUCUGUCCCUAUUUUUUGUCAGGUUUAUGGAAUUUGGCAAACCCUUAUCCAUCAUCGUCGCAGGACGUUGCAAGUUGAAAGGUUGCGAGUGUAUCGUCUUCUCGGGUACAUACGGCAAAGAAAAGGGUACCUUCAAAAGUCCCGACUUUCCAAAACCCUAUCCUGCCAACAUUGACUGUCUGCUCUACACCUUUAUUGGCAGUACUGACGAAAUAAUUGAGCUAAACUUUCUGGAUUUUGACGUCCGUAAAACAAAUCUCGAGUGCAUCCGCAGCGACUAUUUGAAAGUUUUUUUACACUUAGAACGAGGAGAAGUGAAUGAAUACACGCCGUGGGAAACAUUACUUUGUGGAGGUCUUGCAGACAUUCCCACUGUACUUUACUCAUCCGGUUCGGGACUUGUUCUGGAAUUUCAUUCUGGACCUCAUACAGUUAAUUCCACUGGAUUUUCAGGAACCUUCAAGUUUAUUGAUAAGAGACUGUUUAAAACAGACGGACUAAAAAUACCGAGCACCAUGUGUGAUUACCAGUUUUCAAGCUCAGACCAAACUCAAGCUUAUGGAAAAUUCUACUCGCCUAGAUAUCCUUCAACGUAUCCUAAAAAUAUACGGUGCUCCUACCGUUUUAGAGCCAGAUAUAAGGAGCGGAUACGUAUCGUGUUUGAAGAAGUUACCUUACAAAAAGGCGACUUAAGCUGUCUAAAUAGAGCCGACUUAAUACGAGUAUACGAUGGAAAAACGUCAGCCGAUCCCGCUAUUAGAGUCCUGUGUAAUGAAGGUACCGAAUUAGAAGUCUUAUCAACAGGAUCAGACCUCCUCAUAGAAUUCGUAGCAAAUUCCGAUUGGCCUGGGCAAGGGUUUAAAGCGAGCUUCCAAUUUCAACCAACGGAAGAUAACUCGAUAGAUUCCAGUCGACACAAUCGUCCCGGGAGCUUGUCUCUACCGCCAGACAUUGAACCGAACGUUAGCGAAACUAGAUCCAGUUGUGAUGUAGUGAUAAAUAGCGAUACGAAUAAAAACGGCACGAUAGUAAGUCCUUCAUAUCCUGCGCCCUAUCCAUCACGGACGACGUGCAGAUACGAGUUUCAAGGACGAGGAAAAGAAAGGGUCCAAAUCGUCUUCCAAGAUUUCAAUUUGUACCGCUCCACGGACGACUCAACCGAGUGCGACAGCCAGGACUCCCUCAUGGCCUUCGUCCACAUAGACGGUAGAAUGGAAAAAAUCGACAGCUUUUGUGGCAGCACAUUGCCGAAACCUGUCAUGUCCAAUGGUCCUAGACUUAAGCUAGAAUUUCAGAGUUUUUUCGCGUCGCGAUACUCGAGAGGCUUUAAAGCGACGUACAGUUUUACAGAAAAUUUUGGUAUUAAAACCGGCACUCAAUUGUCGGAUUACCCAUGUGCCUUCGUAUUUAAUAGUAAUGAAUCUAAAAAUGGAUUUUUCUACAGUCCUAAUUAUCCCGGUUUGUACCCUAGAGAUACAGAGUGUCACUACUUUUUUCACGGCAAUAUCAAGGAAAAAGUUCAUUUGCAUUUCAACUAUUUCGACGUUGAGGGAGUGCUACCAUGCGAGGCUAUCUCAGCAAGUGAUUACGUCGAGUUCUCCAACUUCAUGACUCGUGAUCGCAAAUAUUCUCGACACUGCGGCCAACUAAAAGAAUUCAAUAUUGAAUCCGAUCGAAAAUUCUUUCGAGUUACGUUUCGAUCCAACGAUCGUCUAGACGGCACUGGUUUUAAUGCCACUUACCAGUUUCUGGACGAAGUAGAGACUUAUACUGCCAAGACCGACAAAACCAACAGCAGCUGCGCUAUUGGUAAACCAGAGGAAGUGUUUAUUAUCAUUUUUGUAUCAGUGUUAAUCAAUAUAUCAACAUAAGCAAAAAUAAACAAUAAACAUUUCGAAAGCAAUACGAUUUUAGGACGAAUUUACAAAUGUGAAAUACUCUUCUAAAACAUUUGUACAUUUAAGAAGGCUGUAUUACCUGAUAUUUUAAUUUUUUUAAUUUAUUACUACACUUCUUUCAACGUAAAAAUUUAACUCAUCGUCAGUUCAAUGAAGCUGUUGAUAAUCGUUAUAGUUUUACUCACAUAUCUGUAAAGCUCGUUUAUUUAUGAAAUAAAUGAGCUAAUUGUUAUGGUAGUAGUUCAAUGUCUACUAUCACUUGAGUCUUUUGAUUUGUAAAAUGUACAAUACUUUGUGUUAUUGGAAAUAAACUGUCUCACCGAUUCACUGUGCUAAGUUUACGAGAAAAUGUUAAAUUGUAGACUGUGAAGACAAGGACCCUUUGUAUAUAAAAAUAGUGCACAAUAAAUAUGAUUUGUUAUA